UCUGGAAAUUCACACUUUUGGAUUCACCAAACACAAUCCUCAGUCAAGAUGAUAUACGUUUCAGGACUUGUUGUCUUUCUGCUGGCACUGACAGCUGAGGCCCAAGAAGUAGACCCUGCUCAAAAUUGGAUGUAUGAUCUGCUUUCUACAAAUGACAAUUAUGAGGUCCGUCAGUACAAUCCUGCAACUUGGGUUUCAACUAAUUCAUCCAUGUUCGGUGAUUUCGAUGACUCGGUCCAAAAAUUAAUGGAGUAUUUCAACGGUGCCAACGCUGAUGGAACAACAUUUGACAUGGUAUCUCCUCUGAUUAUGACAAUACCUGACAACAGUUCUCUGGAAAGUGAAAUCAUGUGGAGUUUCUUGCUGCCGUCUUUAUUUUCACAACCUCCCGCUCCUCAUGAUGAUUCGCUGUUCCUCACUGACACGACCUCCAUGACAGUGUUAGCGCUAAGUUCCAUGUUCAACAACAACAACAAGUUUGACAUUGAAAAAAUGAUCAGUGACGACUUCGCUCUUCAAUCGAUCGUUGACUCAGUUGGUGCAUUUGAGACACAGGAAUUCUAUGCUGCAUUCUUCAAUCCUCUCACAUCUUCUCAAGGGGCAAAUGAGCUGUGGUUUCUUGCUCCUAUGAACCCGUUUGGACUACCUUGAAAAGUAUAAGCAAUGAAGACUUUAACCCACCUUGUUUGAUGGAUUUGUGUUGUAUUCAAUAAAGUUUAUCUCAGCACA
This is a messenger RNA of Solea senegalensis (Senegalese sole), 729 nucleotides long. Its product is annotated as heme-binding protein 2-like. The transcript is spliced from 7 exons. The record is from RefSeq and is a predicted model, not a curated record. Bases 49 to 651 code for a protein of 200 amino acids. Lineage: Eukaryota; Metazoa; Chordata; Actinopteri; Pleuronectiformes; Soleidae.